This is a messenger RNA of Melopsittacus undulatus (budgerigar), 1440 nucleotides long. It is a transcript of the gene KYNU, whose product is annotated as kynureninase. Gene Ontology annotation, molecular function: kynureninase activity; pyridoxal phosphate binding. The transcript has 13 exons. The coding region runs from base 16 to 1440 and encodes 474 amino acids. Gene Ontology annotation, biological process: NAD+ biosynthetic process. Lineage: Eukaryota; Metazoa; Chordata; Aves; Psittaciformes; Psittaculidae. The record is from RefSeq and is a predicted model, not a curated record. Gene Ontology annotation, cellular component: cytoplasm.
UUGAAUGCCCUGAGAAUGGAUUCAUCUUCUCCUGUGUUACCAGCAACCAUUUUGGAACAAACUGCCUUGCGGCUAGGAUGCAGUCCUGCAGACAAGAAACUUGCUUUUCACUUAGAUGAAGAAGAUGAGUUAAAGCAUCUUCGUGAAUGUUUCUGUAUCCCAAAAGUCAAGGAUCUGCCUCCAACUGAUCUGGGCCUGGUGAAUGGAGAGGAAAGCUGCAUAUACUUUGCUGGGAAUUCUCUUGGGCUCCAGCCAAGAAAAGUGAAAACCUACUUGGAUGAAGAACUGGAAAAGUGGGCUCAAACAGGUGUUCAUGGACAUUUCAAUGGUCAGCGCCCAUGGGCUUUGGCAGAUGAGUGCAUCCUGGACCUGAUGGCUGAACUGGUUGGGGCCAAAAGAGAGGAAGUAGCCUUAAUGAAUGGGCUAACUGUUAACUUGCACCUCCUGAUGCUAUCUUUCUUUAAGCCUACUCCAAGACGCUAUAAAAUUCUUCUAGAAGGCAGAGCAUUUCCCUCUGACCAUUAUGCUGUAGAGUCUCAACUUCAACUUCAUGGACUUGAUGUGGAGAAAUGCAUGCUCAUAAUGCAGCCACGGGAGGGAGAGGAGACCCUGAGGACUGAAGAUAUCCUUGCUGUAAUUGAGAAGGAAGGGGACUCUAUUGCUGUCAUUCUCUUCAGUGGGGUACAGUACUACACGGGACAGUUUUUUGACAUCUGUAGAAUAACGAAGGCUGGCCAAGAAAAGGGUUGCUUUGUUGGAUUUGACCUGGCUCAUGCUGUUGGGAAUGUAGAACUUCAUUUGCACGACUGGGGAGUAGACUUUGCAUGCUGGUGCUCCUACAAGUAUUUAAAUUCUGGAGCAGGCGGCAUUGCUGGUGCCUACAUUCAUGAAAAGCAUUCCCGAAGUAUUAAACCAGUGCUAAUUGGCUGGUGGGGUCAUGACUUCAAAACACGAUUCCUCAUGGAAAACAAAUUACAAGCAAGUGAAGGAAUUAAUGGAUUUCGGUUAUCAAAUCCUCCAAUUUUACUGGUAUGUGCUCUGCAAGCUAGUUUAGAGGUUUUUGGUCAAACUACAAUGAAAGCAUUGAGAAGGAAAUCCAUUCUACUCACUGGUUACUUGGAAUACCUGAUAAAACAUUACUACAAUGAAGAUAAAACAAAUCCAGAGAAGCCCUUUGUAAAAAUAAUCACACCAUCUCAGAUUGAAGAAAGAGGAUGUCAACUCACGCUAUCUUUUUCCCUUCCAAUCAAAUCUGUGUUUAAAGAGCUGGAAAAGAGAGGAGUAGCUUGUGACAUGCGAGAACCAAAUGCUCUUCGUGUUACUCCAGUUCCUCUCUACAAUUCUUUCCAUGAUGUGCACAGAUUUAUUGAAAUCCUGGGAUCUGCAAUUACAUCUUCAAAACAAACAGCAAAUAAUACUGCAUUAUCUGGUUCUUAUUGA